Molecule: messenger RNA, 1792 nt
Organism: Camelus dromedarius (Arabian camel)
Lineage: Eukaryota; Metazoa; Chordata; Mammalia; Artiodactyla; Camelidae
Gene: ACP5
Product: acid phosphatase 5, tartrate resistant
Exons: 7
Coding region: 430-1479 (349 amino acids)
Biological process (GO): bone resorption
Molecular function (GO): ferrous iron binding; ferric iron binding; acid phosphatase activity
Source: RefSeq, a predicted model, not a curated record
AGUGCUGCCUGAGUCCCAAAGGCGUGGUGGCAGCGCGUGGUGGCCCAGCAGGAUUCUGGGGCGCGGCACAGCCCGCCGGCGGGCCAGAAGGCCAAGGGAACACCUGGGCCACCCCCGGGCCCGCGGGGCAGGGCGGGCGGGCUGCUGCCUCCUUAAAACCCGGCAGCCCAGAUGGCGAGCACCCCGCACUCUGCAGCUCGGGCUCCGGCGACCGCGCCUGGCCUUGACCCUGGGCCCCGCCGAGGGCAGGCUCCGGGGCAGGAGGUACAAACAGCCAGCCUGUGUCCUCAGCCGUGGAUGAGGGGCUGCCAUCUGCUCUCGAAAGGGACAGUAGGGAGCCAUCGGAAUAAAGGCUGGGUGACCUGCCAGUUCUCCGGAGCUCACCUGCCUCUCUGAGCCCCCAGCUGACUGGCUCGUGCCUCCCCCAGGAUGGACGUGCAGACGGUGCUGUUUAUCCUGCAAGCCUCGCUGGUGCUCCCCCUGGUGCUCCCAGGGGCUUCCGGCGCCAGAACCAACACUGGCACCACCCCUGCCCCCAUCCUGCGCUUCGUGGCCGUGGGUGACUGGGGAGGGGUCCCCAAUGCCCCGUUCUACACAGCCCGGGAAAUGGCCAAUGCCAAGGAGAUUGCCAGGACCGUUCAGAUCCUGGGUGCAGACUUCAUCCUGUCCCUGGGGGACAACUUCUACUUCUCCGGCGUGCAGAAUGCCAAUGACAAGAGAUUCCAGGAGACCUUUGAGGACGUGUUCUCUGCCUCCUCCCUCCGUAACGUGCCCUGGCACGUGCUGGCUGGCAACCACGACCACCUGGGGAACGUCUCAGCACAGAUAGCCUACUCCAGGAUCUCCAAGCGCUGGAACUUCCCCAGCCCUUACUACCGCCUGCGCUUCAAGAUCCCACGGUCCAAUGUGUCCGUGGCCAUCUUCAUGCUGGACACGGUGACACUGUGUGGCAACUCGGAUGACUUUGCCAGCCAGCAGCCUGAGAGGCCCCGCAACUUGGCCAUGGCCCGCACACAGCUGGCCUGGCUCAAGAAGCAGCUGGCAGCGGCCAAGGAGGACUACGUGCUGGUGGCUGGCCACUACCCAGUGUGGUCCAUCGCUGAGCAUGGGCCCACCCACUGCCUGGUCAAGCAAUUGCUGCCACUUCUGACCACGCACAAGGUCACCGCCUACCUGUGUGGCCAUGACCACAACCUGCAGUACCUUCAGGAUGAGAAUGGCAUAGGCUUUGUGCUGAGCGGGGCUGGGAACUUCAUGGACCCCUCAAAAAAACACCUGCGCAAGGUCCCCAAUGGCUACCUGCGCUUCCACUACGGGGCUGAGAACUCGCUGGGUGGCUUCGCCUACGUGGAGAUCAGCCCCAAGGAGAUGAGCAUCACAUACAUCGAAGCCUCGGGCAAGUCUCUCUUCAAGACCAAGUUGCCAAGGCGAGCCAGAUCUCAGCACCAGAACCAACGGGGGCGCCACGCUGUGGCCUGAGUUCGAAGUGCCUCCCUGCUGGGAUCCCCACCAGUGGGCAGGCUUUCUCAGGGGCAUGUGGUGCUACGGCAGAGCAAGAAGGAGAAGGACAGGUGAGGCACGGUGGUGCCACGUGGCCCUUGUGACAAGGAUGCCUGCAUAUGUGAAAGAAGUGUGGACGCUUGUACCCGCCAGAGUGCCAGGCCCCAUGGCCCGGUUCGCCCAGCCUGAGUUCCAGGCAAUGGGGGGCAGGGAGGGAAAGCUGUCUCCCAGAUCAGGCAUCCUUCUGUCACUGCCGAAUAGUCAAUAAAAAAAAAUAGUUGCAAAGGCUGAA